CUUUCUGAAAGAAAACACACAAUGGGCAUACUUAACGAAGCUAUCCCUUUAAGCCAAUUACGUAUUAAAGACGAUGGUUUACCAACAGAAACAUCCUUUGAACAGAAACGAACUGAAGAUCUUGUAUUAGAAGCUUUUGUACCAUAUGCGCCAAACAAUGUCAAUCGCGAACCCUUGGAAAGUGUACAAUUAGAACGUGCAAAACAUAUUGCCUAUCUCAAACGUGGGUUAACACACUUGGGAAGAUGGAUGGUGGCUCUCGAUGCAAGUCGUCCUUGGUUAAUGUAUUGGAUGUUACAUUCCCUUGAUCUUUUAGAAGAACCAUUGUCUGAAGACAUUCAAACUCGAGCUGUUUCUACUUUAGCAACCUGUCAACAUCCUUCUGGUGGGUUUGGUGGUGGUCCUGGUCAACUACCUCAUUUGGCUACUACUUAUGCUGCUAUCAACACACUUGCCAUUAUAGGGACAACUCAAGCAUACGAGUUGAUUGAUAAACCAGCUUUAUAUCGUUUCUUACUUGAAAUGAAACAACCUGAUGGCUCAUUCACAAUGCAUAAUGGUGGUGAAAUUGAUAUUCGUGGAUCUUAUUGUGCACUAUCAGUAGCGACCUUGACCAAUUUAUUGACCCCAGAUCUGACAGAAAACUGUGGUGAUUUCAUUGCCAGAGCUCAAACAUUUGAAGGUGGGAUUGGACCUUUCCCUGGAAAAGAGGCUCAUAAUGGAUAUACUUUUUGUGGACUAGCAGCCAUUGAAAUUUUGGGUGAAAUGCACAAGUUGGAUAUGAAUAAAUUGGCAAAAUGGUGUACCGACCGUCAAAUGCAAUUGGAAGGCGGAUUUCAAGGUCGAACCAAUAAACUUGUGGAUGGUUGUUAUUCUUUCUGGGGUGCUGGUGAUUUUCCUUUACUUAACGCUGAAUUGAUACGCCAACAACCUUCACUGCAUGCUACUCAAAAAUUGGAUUAUUUAUUUGAUCGGGAAGCUUUACAAGAAUAUAUUUUACUAUGCUGUCAAUCUGAAAACGGUGGUUUACUGGAUAAACCUGGAAAAGGCGCUGAUCAUUAUCAUACAUGUUAUUGCUUAUCUGGAUUGUCUACUUCACAACACUUGGCAGAAAGAGAUGAAGAAAAGGCUCAAGCUAUUAAAGCCAAAGGUGGAAACCCAUAUUUUGGUGGUCUUGGGUCUCUAAUGUGGAAAUAUUCAAAUGAAUUUAUUGUCGUUGGCGAUCUCGAUAACCUUUUGGCACCAACACACCCUAUUCAUAAUAUUACCAAGAACAAAGUAAGAAAUAUCAUCCUUUAUUUUUAUGGCAAAGAAUUGGAUUCUAUCAUUGACCUGAUACCACUGGAUGAUGAACCUACUCAUUCUGAUGAAUAGUUUAUAUUAUAUAUAUAUAUAUUGAUGUUUAUAGUCUUACUCUUUUUCUUAUAUUUUCUUUUUAGUUAUUGGAAUAAAAAUAACAUAUCACUCUUU
This is a messenger RNA of Halteromyces radiatus, 1470 nucleotides long. RefSeq names its product terpenoid cyclases/protein prenyltransferase alpha-alpha toroid. Gene Ontology annotation, biological process: protein farnesylation. Gene Ontology annotation, molecular function: protein farnesyltransferase activity. Lineage: Eukaryota; Fungi; Mucoromycota; Mucoromycetes; Mucorales; Cunninghamellaceae. The transcript has 11 exons. Bases 22 to 1374 code for a protein of 450 amino acids. Gene Ontology annotation, cellular component: protein farnesyltransferase complex. The record is from RefSeq and is a predicted model, not a curated record.